This is a messenger RNA of Eriocheir sinensis (Chinese mitten crab), 9429 nucleotides long. RefSeq names its product talin-2-like (gene rhea). Lineage: Eukaryota; Metazoa; Arthropoda; Malacostraca; Decapoda; Varunidae. Gene Ontology annotation, biological process: cell-cell adhesion. The transcript is spliced from 32 exons. The coding region runs from base 386 to 8557 and encodes 2723 amino acids. Gene Ontology annotation, molecular function: structural constituent of cytoskeleton; actin filament binding; integrin binding. Gene Ontology annotation, cellular component: plasma membrane; focal adhesion; cytoskeleton. The record is from RefSeq and is a predicted model, not a curated record.
GCACGUGCAGACACCUCAGGCAUGACGAAGGUGGGAGUAGUGGAGUGGCCUCGCCGCGGCAGGUGUGGAGGAGGCCUCGGUGGAGGGCAGCGAGUGAGGAGAGUGGUGGUAUCGCGGCCUACCUGGGAAAGAUAAGGUGGAGCAGCGUACGGCGGCUCAGUGACGCUUUGUGUGUGCCGUGACCGGGGAUCGUCCCUUGCUCUGCUCCCCACCUUGCUCCCCACCCUUCAACGCCCACGCACGCCCCGCACGCCCACGCCCUCCUGCACCCCGCGCCCGCACACCUGGCACACCUGACGACCCCUCUCGAAUUGUUAAGCGAACGACUGAAGUGGACCCCCACACAAUUUUCCUGAGAGACAGUUCAUAAACACCCACCGGCAAGAUGACGGCAUUGUCACUCAAAAUUCACAUUGUGGAACAAAAUGUCCGCAAGAUGAUGCAGUUCGACCCUGCCACAGUUGUGUACGAUGCCUGUCGCAUCAUUCGGGAGAAGAUUACAGAGGCCAACUUAGGACAGGCCAAGGACUAUGGGCUCUUCCUACCCGGAGAAGAGGGUUCAGGUGUGUGGCUGGAGCCUGGCCGCAACCUCAGUUACUACAUCCUACGAGACCAGGAUGUGGUGGAAUACCGCCGGAAGGUUCGUACACUAAAGGUCAGGAUGCUGGAUGAGUCCGUCAAAACUCUGUUGGUGGAUGACUCCCAACCUGUCUCCCAGCUCAUGGUUGUCAUCUGCACAAAAAUUGGAAUUAUGAACCAUGAUGAAUAUUCACUUGUAUAUGAAAUUGAGACAGAAGAAGUUGAUAACAAGUCCAACUUUGGAACCCUCACCCUAAAGAAGAAAAAAGAAGGUGACAAGGAAAGAGAUGCCAAGAUGGAGCAGUUGAAAAAGAAACUCCACACAGAUGAUGAAAUCAAUUGGGUAGACCACAGCAAAACACUAAGAGAGCAAGGUAUUGAUGAACAUGAAAUCUUGCUCCUGCGCAGAAAAUAUUUCUUCUCAGACCAAAACAUCGAUUCAACAGACCCUGUACAGCUGGGUCUUUUGUAUGUACAGUGUCGUGAUGCUAUUCUUGAUGGAACCCAUCCAGUCACAUAUGAGCGAGCUUGCAGAUUUGCUGGUAUUCAGUGCCAGAUUCAGUUUGGUGACCAUGUGGAUGCCAAACACAAGGCAGGAUUCUUGGACUUGAAGGAAUUUCUUCCUCAUGGUUAUAUUAAGAACAAAGGCAUUGAAAAGAAAAUCUUUCAAGAACACAAGAAACAUCGUGGUGUAGCAGAGCUGGAUGCCAAGUAUAUUUAUGUUGGCGAAGCAAGAUCCCUCAAGACAUAUGGAGUGACCUUCUAUUUGGUAAAAGAGAAGAUGAAGGGGAAGAACAAACUAGUGCCUCGUCUCUUGGGUGUGACGAAAGAUUCUGUUCUGCGGCUGGAUGAGAAAACCAAAGAAAUUUUAAAGACUUGGCCCCUGACAACUGUUAGGCGUUGGGCAGCAUCACCAAAUACCUUCACUUUGGACUUUGGUGACUACUCUGAUCAGUACUACUCAGUACAGACCACAGAGGGUGAACAGAUAGCUCAGUUGAUUGCUGGAUAUAUUGACAUCAUUCUCAAGAAGCAGAAGGUCAAGGAUCACGUGGGCAUUGAGGGGGAUGAUGGCUCAACACUCGUAGAGGAUAUUGUCUCUCCUUAUAAGGCCAGCAUCCUGCAGCAUGGAGGCAGUGGCCCAGAGGCAAUGCAUGUUGAGAAGGACAGCAUUUCCAUGCCUGCUGUGAUGAGGCCUGGGGUUAAUGGUGAGCAGAACUUCAGCCGAGGCUCCAUGCCCGGGGUGCACUCAGUGGCCGUCGUGGGCCAGAUCAACCUUGCCCACCAGCCACCCUCGGCCAAGCAUCCUCAAGUGACAGAUGUAAUGAGCAAGCCACAGAAAGCUCUUGUCUCCACCAUUGAGACUGGACAAGUCAUCAUUGAAGAAUGCACAGAGAUCUUGGAGACCAAAGCUGAACUUCCAGAGUUGGGCACCGACCCUGCAUCUAUUAAGUGGAAACAAGUUACCCUGGAUUCCAAUAAGCAGACGGUUACUAGCCAGAUUGCAGCAAUGAAUGCUGCCACAGCUGAAGUUGUCACCUUGACUUCAUCUGUACAUGAAGAAGUUGAUCACACUGCUGUUGGUGCUGCCAUCCACACCAUUACUUCCAACUUGCCUGAGAUGACCAAGGGUGUGCGGAUGAUUGCUGCUCUGCUCGAGACAGACAACGAGUCAAAUAACCUCCUCGGUGCUGCCAAGGUGCUUUGUGAAGCAUUUUCAGAUUUGCUGGUUGCUGCCAAGCCUGAAAGAAAAGAGACUCGACAGGGAUUGCUGACGGCUGCUUCUCAUGUUGGAGAGGCAUCAAGUGCUGUCCUCCAAACUGCUGACAUACAACUUGAUCAUGAAACACAAGAUAUUCUCCUUGGACUAGCUAAAGCUGUUGCAAAUACUACAGCAGCCCUGAUUCUCAGAGCUAAGGCAGUAGCUUCACGUUGUGAAGAUCAAGAACUUCAGAAUAUUGUCAUUAAUUCAGCCACUGCUGUUGCUCUUGCGACUUCUCAAUUAGUUGCAUGUGCUAAAGUAGUAGCCCCAACUAUUGACAGUCCAGCAUGUCAGAGCCAACUUAUUGAAGCUGCAAAAGAAGUUGGUCGGGCUGUGGAAUGUAUGGUGCAGGUUUGUCAGAGAGCCACUCAAAAUGAUGAUUUACUUCACGACAUAUCUCAAGCAGCUAAUGAAGUUACCAAGGCCUUAAAUGAUCUUUUGAAUCACAUUAAGACAGCAGGAGAACAAAAAGGACGUGUCAGCGUACAUGAUGAGGCUGUAGAAACAAUCCUUGUCUCCAGUGAAAAAUUGUUUGCCUCUCAGGGGAAUGCCCCAGAAAUGGUGAGACAGGCAAAGAUCCUUGCUCAGGCCACAUCCCACCUUAUCCAGUCCAUUAAAUCUGAAGCUGAGUGCCAAGGAGACACUGAUCUCCAGAACAGACUCUUAGCUGCAGCAAAGCAACUUGCUGAUACAACUGCCAAAUUAGUUGAAGCUGCCAAGCAAUGUGCCUCACAUCCUAAUGAUGAAAAUAGACAGUUUAUUCUCAGGGAAGUUGCUGAGAGUGUAAGAACUGCAACAAACUUAGCUGCCAGUAAUGCACUGAAGAAGAAAAUAAUAAAACGUCUUGAAAAUGCCGCGAAGCAUGCAGCUGCCACAGGUACUCAGUGCAUGGCUGCUGCACAAGGAGCUGGUCCACAUAACAGCAAUCCAGCAACACAGGAUGAAGUGAUGGCUGAUUGCAAGCAGGUUGCUGAUGUUAUUCCUAGACUUGUAGAGGGUGUGAAAGGUGCCAUCAGCAACCCAGAUUCUCCCAGGGCUCAAUUGGGUCUGAUUAACUCAAGUAAUCAAUUUCUUCACCCUGGCACAAAGAUGCUUGCUUCUGUUAAAUCUGCUCUCCCAACUAUUACAGAUCAAGCCUCAUCACUUCAGUUGAGUAACUCUUCAAAACAGUUUGGUCAGGCCUUGGCAGACCUACGCUCAACUAUUGGAAAAGCCCAGGAAGCUUGUGGCUCACUGGAAAUUGACUCGGCACUUGAUGCUAUUCAUAGUCUCAGUGAUGAUCUCGAUGACUUAAGGAAGGCUGCAGAAAUGGGUACCCUGCGUCCACUGCCUGGGGAAACUCCAGAGAAUGCUGCCCAGCAGCUUACAAAUUCAAGCAAAACAGUAGGGUCAACCAUGGCUCAAUUACUUACAUCAUCAACUCAAGGAAAUCAGCACUUCACCGGCCUUGCAUCUCGGGACACUGCCUUGGCACUCAAGGAAUUCUCCUCUGCUGUCCGUGGUGUAGUUGCCACAUCCAGAGACCCUCUGCUCAGAGAUCGUCUGUUGAUAGCUGCUCGAGAAGUCAUGAUCAGAAGUUCAGAACUCAUUGAAGAAGCCCGCAUUGUUGUCCAGGGUCCACAGAAUGUUGCCUCUCAGCAGAAGUUGGCACAAGUUGCUAAAGGUGUAUCUCAGGCUCUCAACCAAACAGUCAAUUGCUUACCUGGCCAGAAGGAUGUUGAUGAUGCCAUUUUGAACAUAACAGAAUCAACAAAUGACUUGGAUGCUGGCAGGUUCCCUCAUAGUUCAAAACCAUAUGGAGAACUCCAGACUGAACUGAGUAAUGCUGCAGCAGAACUCAACAGUGUCACCUCAGAAGUUGUAACAUCAGCUCGCAUGUCAACGCAACACCUGGCAACUUCUUCUAAAAAGUUCUCUGGUGCCUUUGGAAAUCUAAUGGGUGUUGGCAUGGAAAUGGCUGGUACUGCUCAGGAACGAGAAGUUCAGGGACAGAUAGUUGUCAGUUUAAAGAGUGUCUCAAUGUCCUCUUCAAAACUGCUAGUCUCUGCAAAAGCUGUAUCUGCAGAUCCUAAUGCUCCCAAUGCCAAAAAUCAACUUGCAACUGCUGCACGUGCAGUAACAGAUUCCAUCAACAACUUAAUCAAUAUUUGCACAUCAGCCGCCCCUGGUCAGAAAGAAUGUGACAGUGCAGUACGUGCAAUCCAGUCAGUGAAGCCCUGGCUCGAUAAUCCAUCUGAAGCAGUCACAGACUUGACAUACUAUGAGUGUCUUGACACAGUUAUGGAUCGAUCAAGGAGUUUGGGUGAUGGAAUGACUGGUAUUGCCAAUCAUGCCAAAAAGCUUGAACAUGACAAGUUUGGAUAUGCAGUCAAAGAUGUGAGUGAGGCUAUCUGUGGAUUAAUUGAGAGUGCAUCUCAGGCUGCUUACCUUGUAGGUAUAUCUGACCCAACAAGUGUGGCAGGGCGCCCAGGGCUGGUGGACCAGUCCCAGUUUGCCCGGGCCUAUGAAGCAAUUGUUACUGCCUGCCAAACAUUAACAAACCCCAACAGUAACCAACAACAAGUUCUCAAUGCAGCAACUAUCAUUGCCAAACAUACCAGUGCUCUGUGCAACAGCUGCAGAGUUGCAUCAGCAAAGACAAACAAUGUUGUGGCAAAGCGACAUUUUGUUCAGUCUGCCAAAGAUGUUGCUAAUGCCACAGCUCAUCUUGUAAAAGAAAUCAAAACCCUGGAUCAAGACUACAGUGAUACUAAUCGGGCUCGUUGCAGUACUGCCACAAAGCCACUCCUGGAAGCUGUGGAAAACCUCUGCACUUUUGCAAACUCCCCAGAAUUUGCUUCUGUUCCUGCCAAGAUUUCCGCCAAAGCUAGAGAGUCACAAGAACCAAUCACUUUUGCAGGGAAAGCCAUUAUAAAUGGUUCUUGCUCCCUAAUUGAAUCAGCAAAGAGCCUGGCUGUCAACCCCAGAGACCCUCCCACUUGGCAGGCUAUGGCUAACCAUAGCAAGAGUGUCUCAGACAGUAUCAAGAGCUUAGUUGCAUCUAUUAGAGACAAAGCACCAGGACAGAAGGAAUGUGAUGAAACCAUUGACAAGCUGAACAUGAACAUCAGGGAUUUGGACCAAGCUUCACUGUCUGCUCUGGACCAAAAUCUCCAACAACAAACUGAUAACACCUUACAGGGAUACAAUGAACAAGUUGAAAAUGCUGGAAUUGCUCUCCAGAACAAUAUUGAUAAAGUGCGAACUGCAGCUAAAAGUGAAGCAGAAAAUCUUGGCCAUUCAAUCACUCAGAUGUCAAGCUACUUUGAUCCCAUGGUGAAUGCUGCCAUUGGCUCAGCAUCAAACAUGCUUAACAGUAAGCAACAGAUGUGCAUUUUGGAUCAAACAAAAACUGUGGCUGAGUGUGCACUCCAGCUGGUCUAUGCUGCCAAAGAAGCAGGUGGCAACCCCAAGGCAACCCAUGUUCAUCCUGAUGUUGACGAUGCUGCAGACACAAUGAAGGAAACCUUACAAGAACUGCUAUCAACUGUGGAGACCAUUGCUACCGAGGCUGGAGUAGUUUCUGGUCUUGUUGAUUCAAUUACCACAUCCAUGCACCAAAUUGAUGACAUCUAUGGAGCCCAAAUGGAGGAGGGUGACACCUUCGUGGACUACCAAACACGCAUGGUGACUGCUGCUAAGGAAAUUGCUAGACUGGCACAGGAAAUGGUUGCCAAAUCCGUGACGGACGCCUCCCAGCUGGGCAGCCUGGGAGCCAAUCUUUCCCACCAGUUCAGUGCACUGGCCUCAGACUCUGCUGGAGCCAUUCGGCAGUCAACUAACGUAGAAGUGGCAAACAGACUACGUUCAAGCGUCCAUGAACUUGGUCAAGUUUGUAUUGACAUAGUGAAGGCAGGAGGGGCCUGCCAGGCUGCUCCACGGGAUACUUUCUGCCAGCGAGACUUGUCCGAGUCUGCUCGUCAUGUAAAAGAAAAGGCCUCACAUGUUCUUGCUGCCCUCCAAGCAGGCUCAAGAGGCACACAAGCUUGCAUCAAUGCUGCAUCCACAGUUUCUGGCAUCAUUGGUGACCUUGAUACCACCAUUAUGUUUGCUACUGCAGGGACACUCAACUCUGAAAAAGAGGGAGAAAACUUCUCUGACCAUCGUGAAUAUAUUCUUAAAACUGCCAAGGCUCUUGUUGAAGAUACAAAGACUCUAGUAGCUGGUGCAGCAUCAUCACAGGAACAAUUGGCAGUUGCUGCUCAGAAUGCUGUAACAACCAUUGUUCAGUUAUCAGACAUAGUGAAGAGUGGAGCAUCUUCACUGGGAGCCAACAACCCUGAACCACAGGUCAUGUUACUGAAUGCUGUCAAAGAUGUUGCCAUGGCACUGGGAGACUUGAUCCAUGCCACAAAGGCAGCUUCCGGCAAGUCUCUCAAUGACCCAGCCAUGACCACUCUCAAGGAAUCAGCAAAGGUGAUGGUGACCAAUGUGACAUCCCUCCUGAAGACUGUGAAAGCUGUGGAGGAUGAACACACUCGAGGAACAAGAGCCCUGGAAGCCACCAUUGAGGCCAUUGCUCAGGAAAUAAGGGCAUUUGAUUCUGAUGAAUCUCCCAAAACUAAAGCCACACCAGAAGAUUUGGUCCGAUGCACUAAACCCAUCACACUGGCAACUGCCAAGGCUGUGGGUGCUGGCAACAGUCUCAAGCAGGAAGACGUUAUUGUUGCUGCUAAUAUGGGCCGCAAAGCCAUCUCUGACAUGCUCACCACCUGCAAGGCUGCAGCAUGGUGUGCUGAAACAACAGAACUUCGUUCCAAGGUCAUGACUGCAGGACAUGAUUUGGCAGUACAACACAGAGAACUUCUUCAGAUGGUGAUGCAACUCUUGGUCAAAUCAACUCCUGAGGCUCGCAAUGCGUUGAGCAUAGUCUCUCGCAAGAUUGCACAGUGUGUCACAGAACUAGUAGCCACAACCGAACCACUGAAGGCCCACUUCAAAUGGCACGAGGCUGGUGUGAGUCCUCCCAGUGGACAUGACUGGGAAGACCCAGAUGACCCAACUGUGAUAGCUGAGAAUGAGCUGAUGGGAGCAGCCAAUUCAAUUGAUGCCGCCGCCCGAAAGCUGAUGGCUCUCCGACCACGUCGUGUUGAGACAAAGGAGGUUGAUGAAUCAAUGAACUUCGAGGAAAUCAUCUUGGAAGCUUGCAAAUCUAUCGCUGCUGCUACUGGAGCUUUGGUGAAGGCAGCAUCUUCUGCACAAAGGGAGCUGGUUGACUCUGGCCGCGUGAGACGACGGCCUACUGCAGCGUCAGAAGAUGGCCAGUGGUCUGAAGGUCUCAUUUCUGCUGCUCGCCUGGUGGCAGCAGCAACACAUUCACUUUGUGAAGCAGCCAAUGCAUUAGUGCAAGGACAAGCAAGUGAAGAAAAAUUAAUCUCAGCUGCAAAACAGGUUGCAGGAUCAACUGCACAACUGCUUGUUGCAUGCAAAGUAAAAGCAGAUCCUGAUUCAAGUGCAACCAAGCGCCUUCAGUCAGCUGGCAAUGCUGUUAAGCGUGCCACUGACAACUUGGUGCGGGCUGCUCAACAGGCCAUAGAUCAAGAUGAUGAGGUCACUGUGGUUGUACCAAGCCGUAAAGUUCCUAAUCUCUCACAAAUCAUUGAUGCCCGAGAAAGAUACUACAAGCUGCAGAGAGAAGCUGAGCUGGCUCGAGAAACUUUGAAGAUUCUUCAGAUCAGCCAAUACAGAGAUGGCAAUGAAUCAGGACUUUCUGAUACAGAGCUGUCUGGCUAUGAUUCUUCAUCAAAGUAUGACUCAUCAUACGAAACAUCAGGAGGAGUGAUCACUGCAACACGCAACAUCAAGGUGAAUUACAGAACGGAGCCAUCUGCAAUGCAGUCUCGCACAUUUACUACUAGCCCUUUGCAGAGCCACAUUACUAGUACAACAAGGUCCUAUCACUCUAAUGGUGAAUCUCAAAAUAAUGCUUCAGGCACACAAUUAAGAAGUAAUGACACAGCUGAAGGAUUUGAUGAUGGGCCCACUUUCAAGGAGGCCCUAAAAGCAUUCCAAGCAAGUGGUAACUCAUCUGGUGUAUCAUCAACCAAUACUUCCAUCAAUAAGGUGAACAGGUCUUUUAACGAAUCAAAACAAAUAUUAACAAGCACAACACAACAGUUUGAACGCACAAUGCACACUACAAGCUCUAACAAGAGCUACCAUGUUGAACAAAGUUGAAAAGUGAGUGGCUGAAACUUCAUAUAUUUUAGAAUACAUAUUAGUUCACUUUUUAUUCAAAUGAAUGUAUUUUGAGAAUGCAACCUAUUCAUACAAUAUAUAUACAUAUAUAUAAAUAUAUAAUAUAUAGUGCAGUAACCAAGUUAACUGUAAAAGCUUUCUUGCUUUCAUCUAAGUGCUUUAUGUUAAAACUAAGUUAGCAAAGUUACUGAGCAAUAGGAUUCAAGGUGCCUUGCAAGAGUGUCCUUCCAUGUCUGUCAGAAAGAGGAGAUUUUCUUAAAAAAUGUAGGAAUCUUGCCAAAGCAGGUUGGACACAGGAAUGAUGGUUUGAAGUCAUUAAAUUAAUAUUAACAUACUAUUACUAUUCAAUAUAUAGUGUUAUUUUAACUCAUCUUGUAAAACACAAAAAUUGGACUGUUCUACUAUCUCACAAAAGCUUAUGAAGAUGCCUUUAAAUAUAUUUAGAAAUAGAGUACUUUGUUUAAAACUGCAUUUGUUACCCACUUAACAACUGGUGCUGAUUUAUUUCAUACUAUAGUCAUAUUAAACAUAUCAUAUGUACAGUUGUAUUCUAUGCCAUUGUAAUGUAGCCUAGUACAAAAAUUAGGGUGAAAUAAGAAAAGAGGGGACUCUAGUUAGAAUACUGACUGCUAAAGCGAAGUCUGGUAGAUACCAAAGGAUUAUCAUUGCUAUGUAAGCAUUAUUAGCCCUAGAUUAAAACAUAAUUCAGAUACACCCCUCUUUCUUAAAUCACCCUUGAUGUUGUUUUGCGAGCCCACUCCAGUAAAUCCGUCGCAAAUUACUUAGUGCCUAGGGUCAUGAAGCCCUUGUGUCUUAUCUAAUAUAUAACAUAUUAAAGUGUGUUCAAAAUU